AUGGGGAAUAGAAGUUCAAAUAAUUCGAAUUAAAAAAUCGGAUCAGAAGCAAAAUGCCCUAAUUGCGAUCGUAAGUUUGGACCUUCUACUACUUACAACUCGCUUAAUACACAUAUAGAUCUAUGUCUAUAAAAUUAAUUACAGAUAAAUAAUGUAGGGUUUCAAAUGCCUCAGCCAUAAGUUUAAUUGGGAGAUAAUUAUAUUUGGGUGAAAUAAAACAAUCAAUGGAAAAGAAUUUAAUCAUAAGUUAAUGGUGGAUAGAUCUAGAAUUUAAGUGUUCAAGAUAUUAAGAACAGAUCCUUUCCUGAAAAAUAAAUGUGGUUCAAUCUUUAACUUGAAAAAUUUCGUAUUCCUUGGUAACUGGGAUCUGAUAAAUUGAAUGUCAAUUAUAAUGAUUUAUUAUAAUCGUCAUUGACUUCAGCUAGAAAUGUUAAUGUGUACAAAGAAGUCAAGGUGGUAUUUUAGAACGACAAAGUGUAAGAUGCAGGUGGUUUAUUGAGAGAAUGGUUAACUUUGAUUUUUAAAGAGAUGUGCAAAGAUAUCUUUACAUUGACAGAAACAAAUGAUGUCACAUAUAAAAUCGCUAAACAGAGCCAAUAUUUUGAUUUAGUUGGUUUAGCAAUUGCAAAAGCACUCUUUGAAAGAAUGACAAUCUGUGUUGAAUUCGAUAGACCCUUAGUAAAAAAAUUAUUAGGUUAAGAAAAUUGA
Messenger RNA from Paramecium tetraurelia, 708 nucleotides. RefSeq lists its product as uncharacterized. NCBI's taxonomy places the organism in Eukaryota, Ciliophora, Oligohymenophorea, Peniculida, Parameciidae. Gene Ontology annotation, molecular function: ubiquitin-protein transferase activity. The record is from RefSeq and is a predicted model, not a curated record. Gene Ontology annotation, biological process: protein polyubiquitination; positive regulation of protein catabolic process; proteasome-mediated ubiquitin-dependent protein catabolic process. The transcript has 2 exons.